This is a messenger RNA of Bipolaris maydis ATCC 48331, 1196 nucleotides long. Its product is annotated as glycoside hydrolase. Lineage: Eukaryota; Fungi; Ascomycota; Dothideomycetes; Pleosporales; Pleosporaceae. The record is from RefSeq and is a predicted model, not a curated record.
AUGACGGCGCAGCACCGGCGACGCUGUCUGGGAUUCGAGAGUGCAACCACUGACCGAAUCCACGGCACCGAGUCCAACUCCAAUCUCACCGACGAUGUUUCGACUGGUCAGCUAUCAUCUCAAUCUAUCACAAUGUACAAGUCUCUCGCCUCCACCAUCACUGCCAUCGCGGCUCUUGCUGCUACCGCCAGUGCCCACGGCUCCCUCACCGGUGUCAGCCUCAAUGGCGUCUUCAAGCAGGGCUACCUUAUCGAAUACUACUAUGCCAUGCAGCAAGGCGCCAAGGUCCCUGAGCACCUUGGCUGGUAUGCUGAGAAUCUCGACAACGGCUUCGUAGACCCAUCCAGUUACGGCACUGGCGACAUCAUCUGCCACAAGGCCGGUAGCCCCAAGGGUAGCUCGGAUACCAUGGGCUCAAUCCCCGCUGGUGGCAAAAUCGACUUCCACUGGAGCACCUGGCCCACAUCCCACGUUGGCCCCGUUCUCACUUACGCUGCUGCCUACACCGGCGACCUCCAGGCCGUCAAGAAGGAGGAUCUCAAGUGGUUUAAGAUUGAGGGUGCUGGUUACGAGAACGGCGAGUGGGCUGCCAACAAGCUGAUUGCCAACAACAACACCUGGUCCAUGACUAUCCCCGAGAACCUUGCCCCUAGCAAGUACGUCUUCCGCCACGAAAUCAUUGCGCUCCACGCCGCUGCCCAGGAGAACGGUGCCCAGAACUAUCCCCAGUGCGUCAACAUUGAGGUUACCGGCAGCGGUACCGAGAAGCCCGAUGGUGUUGUUGGCACCAAGCUCUACACUCCCACCGACCCCGGCAUCAAGUUUGACGUCUACCAAGGCAAUUUGAACAGCUACGUCGUCCCUGGCCCUCCCGCCAUGGCCGCUGGCUCCGGCUCCGGCUCUGGCUCUGGCUCCACCCCUGCCCCCUCAUCCACCCCCUCCAGCGCACCUUCUUCUCCCUCACCAAGCACUUCUGCUCCCUCACCAAGCGCAUCUGCUCCUGCUGCUUCUGUUACUCCCGAAGCCCAGGAGCCCACUCCUUCCGCUGCUCCUUCAAGCGGUAACCUCCCCGAGACCUUCACCCUCGACACCUUCAUCACCUGGCUCGAGGGCAAGGCCAGCAGCUCUGCUAGCAAGGCCCGCCGCCACGCUCGCGCUUUCUUGUAAAGUGCUUUUUUUCUUUCUUGAUGGCUUAC